AAGGCGGGUCCGCAAGUACUUCAAGUUGGACUCACGUCAUCUAAGUUGCCAUACCUGGGUAUAACGCUUUCACCAACCACGACCGUCGCUAGUGACAAGCAAUGCCGCGUAAAGAUGCUGGCGGUGGACCGAUUUCUGCUCAGGCUCAGCAAGAUCUAGUCUCAGAGGGUAUCGAGAACUUCGAGCUUCCUAAGAGUCUUGUUACGAAGAUAGCAAAGUCAGCAAUGCCAGACAAUGCGAAACUACAAAAAGAGACAGUAUUGUCUUUGGUGAAGGGUUCGACAGUAUUCAUUAACUACCUUGCUCAUGACGUGGCGAUGUCCAAACAGCACAAAAGUAUCUCCGCGUCCGACGUGCUCAAAGCUCUGGAGAUGAUUGAGUUUGGAGAUCUUGUCGAGAAUCUACAGAAUGAACUUCAAAUUUACAGGGAUAACACGAAAGGAGACAAGAGUCGAAAAUCCGGAACGGCAAGUUCCUCGCACAAGGGCAAGGCCAGAGAAAGUGAAUCUGCAUCAGUCGACAAGGCGACGAAUCUGCCACCGCCAUUCACGUUUGCCCCGCGGGCAGGAGCAGCAUCCUCCGCGUCCCAAUCGGACAUGCACAGUGCUAUGGUCGAACAAGAAGUUGAUGAUGAGAUGGGUGAGCCAGGCGAGGGGGAAGAUGAAGAAGAUGAGGAGGUCGAGGAAGAAGGGGACGAUGAAGGGGAAGAUGACGCACCGGUUGAUAUGAUGGCUAUCGAAGAUGAGGAGCAGAAAAAAGAUGCCUCAAGGUUGGAAGAACCUAGGACUUUGCCAGCGGAGGACUAGGAUCUUAAUGUGAGUCCCGCAAUGGAAAUCGAUUAUGUACCAUCACUACAUCAGGCAUCGUGGACAGCCUCGUCCUUGAUUCAUCGCUUGUUAUCGAAUUGGCAAUCUCAAGCUGGUGUGCACGAUAUCAUCAAGAUUGAUCCUGCGUUCCGCAGCCUUGAGCCAGUCUGAAUGAAUGCAGUGCUCACUAUGUAAGUCGCAGAUUGGAUGAUGUGAUUUCCACCGAUUCACCAGCAAGGAGAGUCGUCGAAAUCUAGCAGAACGCAAAAGGCAACACCGAGGCAUUGAAGUGUCUUCAGAUGUGUCGGUGAAUGGAGUCAUGGGUCUGGUCGUACGAAUGGCGCCUUGAAGGCAAUCUGCUUCAACGUGCUUCGACUUGUGAUUUUUGAGUUUUUCAAUCCCUCUUCAUAGUUUUAUUCGUAACUGACAUACAAAAACACUUGAAAUCAAAAACGCGAACGUAGUAAAAUGCU
Messenger RNA from Suillus subalutaceus, 1279 nucleotides. Its product is annotated as histone-fold-containing protein. The transcript has 5 exons. Gene Ontology annotation, molecular function: protein heterodimerization activity; chromatin DNA binding. Gene Ontology annotation, cellular component: epsilon DNA polymerase complex; CHRAC. Gene Ontology annotation, biological process: leading strand elongation; DNA damage response; heterochromatin formation. The record is from RefSeq and is a predicted model, not a curated record. NCBI's taxonomy places the organism in Eukaryota, Fungi, Basidiomycota, Agaricomycetes, Boletales, Suillaceae. The coding region runs from base 102 to 806 and encodes 234 amino acids.